Molecule: messenger RNA, 2850 nt
Organism: Peronospora farinosa
Lineage: Eukaryota; Oomycota; Peronosporomycetes; Peronosporales; Peronosporaceae
Source: the annotation of a GenBank genome assembly
AUGAACCCACCAACAGGUUCUAAACCCAAGUGCAAGUUCUCUAGUCGCAACCUCAAUGCUGUUUUUAAGGCGCCAAUAGGGACGAAGCCUUUGCCAGACAGUGCCACUGGACCGCUGCAACGGUCUACGAACCACAUGCUUGUGCUUGGAAAAACAUCCGUGACACCUCCUGCACCCCUCAAUACGCCCAGUUUAAAGAGUGAGAGCAAAGUGAACGACAUGCAUGUGAGUCUCGUACCUGCGGGCUCCAAUUGGGCGAAGAAUGCUGAGAAAUGUAUGCAAAAUGAAGAAUUAGAACGUUCACCAGAUACGAUCAACGCAACAGCGUCCAGUACAGUGUUAGAGAAGGUCUGGACACCUGAAAAUGUGGCAGAGCAUCUUCAUACUUCUCGAUUUGUUGCUCGUCCAAUAGUGGCGGUCAGGAAUUCUGGACGCUGGGGAGAUGACGCUGUGGAAGACGAUAUUGUCCAGAACAAUAUUCGUCGUCGGCUUCAGAAAGAAAGAGAGUUUCCUGACUUGAAAAAAUCAUUGGAAGAAACACAGACAUAUCGUGGACAUGGACACGUUUCUACUGCCGGUGAGAUGCAAUUGAUGAGGCCGCGGCAGGAGCCCGAGCAGCGUCACGGAAGAGCAACAGGUCGUUGGGCCCAUUUUAACAAGGAGGAGAUGCAUCAUUCGAUGCAAGAUACCGGUAGUCGAUGGUCUCAUAGUCAAUAUGAACGCGACGAAGACGAUCGUUGGUCCCGCGACCAGUCGAGAUUUGGUGCCUACGGACCUGAAAGUCGACGGCAUGAGAACGUUGGGUGGUCAGAUCCUAAUGACUGCCACGCUCACUUUAGCCGCAGUGACGUCCGCUUUGACAUAGUGGCGUCCGGUAAUGGUGACCGUGUUAUGAACCACAGCCCCUAUCGCAUGAAUUGGGGCACUACUCCAUUGAGUCAUCGAGAUGCUUCCCUUCCGUCUGUAUCUUCAAACGAGGACUCCUGUGUCCAAACUUUACAGCCGUUUCGUUCUUCAUCUCCCCCUCCAGUGCUAGCAUCUGGUUCAAUAGCAGUGAAGCUGGCCUCGAAAAGGGAAUAUGAUGGACCUGGCCAUGCCAGAGAAAACUAUCAGUGUACAAACAUUGUGUGGUCGGAAAAUGAGGAAUUGUCUACUUCCGUGGCUGAGGAAAUGCAAAGCAGUACAGAAUCCUCGUCCAAUUCGCUAUCUCACAGCAGUCCUGGUCCCCCGCAGCAUCUUAAGCUGCUUAAACGUCCAAAAAUGCUAUUUGAUCCCAGAACCGGCGGCAUUGUAAAUGCUGAAGACAUGACGCGACCAGACAAGCGUCAGACGGAUGGAUGCAGUGGAGAUAAAGACCGAGUGAAUACCGUUAGAAUAUCUAAAACAUCGGAAUCAAUACGUGCCAGUAAGCGAACAAACUGUAAACGAGAGGCACAAGCUCAAGCAUUAACUUCGAAGUCAAAAAGUGGUAAAGCUGGACGUAAAGAGGCAAACUUGACUCCCGAAAUCGUCGAUGCUGUUUCCAGCAUGAGUCAAAUGACUAUCGUAGCAAUCGAGCAAGAAGCUGUUGUCAAGGGCACAGCGUGCACUAGCGAGACAUCAUCUAUGACGUCGUCGAAUGCAGUAGAAUUGAUGGCUGACCAAGCAGACAUUAAGGUGGCUUCCAAAGGUAGGAGGGUCAAGAGGGACAGUAAGCGUGUGAAAACGAAGCAGCCUUUUCGACAAGAAGGUAAGUCUCAAGUGACAAAACCACCGCAGGAGUCACGUACUUCGACCUCCUUAACUACCCGGCCGAAACAACAGCACCGAAACUCACGUGAUAAUACUGCUGUGAAUGUACGUGGUUGUUCGACGGCCAGUAGUGGUAACGCCACUGAUUGCAUUAAGUAUAACAUUCUUAUGCAGUGCGAUGGACGCGAGGCAGUGGGCGACAAACUUGUUCAGCACGAGAGAGAGAUGCAGAAGCCGAAUUUGGACCAUACAGGCCAUAUCUUGCUGACGUCGACUGCGCUUGGACCUAAUAGUGGCGUUGUGAUGCAGUCAGACGAGCAACAAGACUUCAAAGUCAGUUCCGUGGACGGUGGCUUUGAGACGGUCAAGUCACGGCGAGACGUACUGUUUGAGAAGAACCAGUUGCGAGAACGAGUGAUAACGACAGUAGCAGUUGCUCCGUUGCUAGACGAAAAGAAGCGCGAUUGUGCAUCACUUGAGGUGCAGGCAGCUGUGCCGAGCAAAGAGGUUCAAGAGAAGAAGUUAUAUAUGGUGGCAAAGGUAUCGAAGGUAGCCACACCACCUGAAACGCUGAGGCUGCAUGGUAAGGCUGCCAAUUCGCGUAGAAGUGCAAAUGAGGUGAUCAAGGACAAGAAGACGAAGUGUGUGUCAAAGCAGGCUACAGGAACACGUUGGUCUAAGAAGAAGGAGAUGUCAGCAAAGGCGAAGGUUCCUGUCCGUGGAAGCCAUUCUGAAAUGCCUGAGCAAGUGGCAUUAAGAUCCACUGAACAAGUUGCUGGCGAAGCUCCAAUUGAAGCCUCGCUUUUGAAGAAGAGCACGAAAGGGACGAAGGCGACGGUGAAACUAAAGAAGAACAGACAGAGCGACGAGAUGUGCAAGACGAACGACCCGAAGCGGGUUUCGAAUAUUGCAAGCACUAGUCGACAGCAGGAUCAAAGCAGACGACAAGGUACUAAACAGUCUGCUCAUAGUGGUGUACAAAGUGUAGGUUCAGUGACUACGCAACCACGAGAGUCAGGCGGUAUUACUGCGAAAAGGAAGGCCAAACAGGUCCGGCAAGUGUACGUGGUGAAGACACUGGCGCCAGCUUCGGUCAGUGCGACGUUCACUACUGUGUAG